Suncus etruscus (white-toothed pygmy shrew) is the source of this 2548-nucleotide messenger RNA. RefSeq names its product netrin 1 (gene NTN1). The transcript is spliced from 6 exons. Lineage: Eukaryota; Metazoa; Chordata; Mammalia; Eulipotyphla; Soricidae. The record is from RefSeq and is a predicted model, not a curated record. The coding region runs from base 74 to 1897 and encodes 607 amino acids. Gene Ontology annotation, molecular function: protein binding.
CGCAGGACAGACCCUCGGGCCGCGCUUGGAGGGACCGUGCCACCGGGGCCCCGAGCAAGCUGGACGCAGCGCGAUGCGCGCCGCGUGGGAGGCGCUGGCGGCGCUGGCCGCGGUGGCCUGCGUGUGCCUGGCGGGCUCUGCGCGCGGGGGGCCGGGGCUCAGCCUCUUCGCGGGCCAAGCCGGGCACCAGCCGGACCCCUGCACGGACGAGCACGGCCACCCUCGCCGCUGCAUCCCCGACUUCGUCAACGCCGCCUUUGGCCAGGACGUGCGGGUGUCCAGCACCUGUGGCCGGCCCCCCUCGAGGUACUGCGUGACCAGCGAGCGCAUGGAGGAGCGUGUGCGCACCUGCCACCUGUGCAACGCGUCGGACCCCAAAAAAGCGCACCCCGCGGCCUUCCUGACGGACCUCAACAACCCGCACAACCUGACCUGUUGGCAGUCGGAGACCUACCCGCAGUUCCCGCAGAAUGUCACCCUCACUUUAUCUCUGGGGAAGAAAUUCGAGGUCACCUACGUGAGCCUCCAAUUCUGCUCCCCGCGCCCCGAGUCCAUGGCCAUCUAUAAGUCCAUGGACUACGGGCGCACCUGGGUGCCCUUCCAGUUCUACUCCACGCAGUGCCGCAAGAUGUACAACCGUCCACACCGCGCGCCCAUCACCAAGCAGAACGAGCAGGAGGCGGUGUGCACCGACUCGCACACCGACCCUCGCCCCCUCGCCGGCGGCCUCAUCGCCUUCAGCACCCUGGAUGGGAGACCCUCGGCCCACGACUUCGACAAUUCCCCCGUGCUGCAGGACUGGGUCACGGCCACCGACAUCCGCGUGGCUUUCAGCCGCCUGCACACUUUCGGGGAUGAGAACCAAGACGACUCGGAUCUGGCGCGCGAUUCCUACUUUUACGCAGUGUCCGACCUGCAGGUGGGUGGUCGCUGCAAGUGCAACGGACACGCGGCCCGCUGCGUGCGUGACCGCGACGGAGACAGCCUGGUGUGCGACUGUAGGCACAGCACGGCCGGCCCCGAGUGUGACCGCUGCAAGCCUUUCCACUAUGACCGGCCCUGGCAGCGCGCAACGGCCCGCGAAGCCAACGAGUGCGUGGCCUGUAAUUGUAACCUGCACGCCAGGCGCUGUCGCUUCAACAUGGAACUUUACAAAUUGUCGGGGCGCAAGAGUGGGGGUGUCUGCCUCAACUGCCGCCAUAAUACUGCUGGUCGCCACUGCCACUACUGCAAAGAGGGCUACUACAGGGACCUGGGCAAGCCCAUCGCUCACCGGAAGGCUUGUAAAGCCUGUGAUUGCCAUCCCGUGGGUGCUGCUGGCAAAACCUGCAACCAGACCACAGGCCAAUGUCCCUGCAAGGAUGGCGUGACAGGCAUCACCUGCAACCGUUGUGCCAAGGGCUACCAGCAGAGCCGUUCUCCCAUCGCACCCUGCAUAAAGAUUCCAGUUGCACCACUGACCACUGUGGCUAGCAGCAUGGAGGAGCCUGAAGACUGUGAUUCUUACUGCAAAGCCUCGAAAGGGAAGCUGAAGAUUAACAUGAAAAAGUACUGCAAGAAGGACUACGCGGUCCAGAUCCACAUCCUGAAGGCGGACAAGGCUGGGGACUGGUGGAAGUUUACCGUGAACAUCAUCUCUGUGUAUAAGCAGGGCACGAGUCGCAUCCGCCGUGGGGACCAGAGCCUUUGGAUUCGCUCUCGGGACAUCGCUUGCAAGUGUCCCAAAAUCAAGCCCCUCAAGAAGUACCUGUUGCUGGGCCAUGCGGAGGACUCACCUGACCAAAGUGGUAUCGUGGCUGACAAGAGCAGCCUGGUGAUCCAGUGGCGGGACACCUGGGCCCGAAGGCUGCGCAAGUUCCAGCAGAGGGAGAAGAAGGGCAAGUGCAAGAAGGCCUAGCGCCAGGCAGCUGUGGCACCCCAGGGUGGCCCGGGAGGACUGUCCCAGGUGGGGAGGGAUGGGGAUGGGGUCCGGGCAGCUCCCCCUGCAGCCCUACCCAGCCCCACCCUCCUCGUCACCUGCUGGGAGCAGGGCUGUGCCCACCAGGCCCUGGAGAAAUGAGAAUUUAGCUACCUCAUGGGCUCCCUCCAGAGCAGAGACGCACCUCCUGAAGACCCGGAGGGGUCACCGUGGUGGGGGACAGGAUGGGGCACCGACACAUGACCCCCUAAUCCCCACCCCGGCUAGUCACUGGUGAUGGCGAAGGUGGCCGUGAGAACUGGGAAUUCUCAAGGCUCACAGCCAGGGGCGGGUGGUGAUUGAGUCUGGCCAAACCAGGACCCCAAACAUGAAUGACUCAAACCCUCACCUUUCCCCCUGACUCUUCUUUGGCUGUAACAACUGGGGUCCUACUGAUGGUGCCUGGCAGGCCUUUUGGGGUGAGGGUGGUAGCAUGCCCAAUGUUCCUCCUGCAGCCUUUACUCCCCACUGCCACCUGCUGAGUUGAACCCCUUGGGUGGGGUCUUGGGUGGGUGAUUAUAGUCUGUGGAGCCAGAGGCGAGGAAACCUCUGUGAGUGCCUGCUCCCUACCCAUUAGGAGAGUGGGGAUUG